AGUGAAAAUAAAAAUUUACGUUUCGCAUUCAGAACUUUUCAUGUAAGUAGAAUGUCUAAUAGCGACGAAGUUCAAAAGGCACAGCAAGCUCAACCCGGUGGUGAUACCAUUUUUGGGAAGAUUCUCCGAGGUGAAAUUCCUUGCAAGUUUAUUUAUGAAGAUGAUGAGUGUGUAGCGUUUCAUGAUGUGGCACCUCAAGCACCAGUUCACUUUCUUGUAAUUCCUCGAAAGCCGAUACCACAACUUUCGAAGGCUUCCACAGAAGAUGAGAAACUUUUAGGACAUCUGAUGCUUGCUGGAAAGAAAGUUGCCGAAACUUUAGAUUUGAAAGACGGUUAUCGUGUUGUUAUCAAUGAUGGUAAAUUAGGAUGUCAGAGCGUUUAUCAUCUUCAUUUGCAUUUCUUAUCUGGACGUCAGUUGGGUUGGCCUCCUGGUUAAAGCAUUUUCUUUAUGCUUUUAUAUUUUCUAUGAUUCUAAAUGCUGAAUAAAGAAUAAUAAUAAUAAAAUUAAAUUUAG
Molecule: messenger RNA, 516 nt
Organism: Clunio marinus
Lineage: Eukaryota; Metazoa; Arthropoda; Insecta; Diptera; Chironomidae
Source: the annotation of a GenBank genome assembly